AUGUCUGGGAGAGGCAAAGGAGGCAAAGGCCUGGGAAAAGGCGGGGCGAAGCGGCACCGCAAAGUGCUCCGUGAUAACAUCCAGGGCAUCACGAAACCAGCCAUCCGGCGCCUGGCUCGCCGUGGCGGGGUCAAGCGCAUCUCGGGCUUGAUCUACGAGGAGACCCGCGGGGUGCUGAAGGUUUUCCUGGAGAAUGUGAUCAGGGAUGCGGUGACCUACACUGAGCACGCCAAGCGCAAGACGGUCACUGCCAUGGACGUGGUGUACGCUCUGAAACGCCAGGGCCGCACUCUCUAUGGAUUCGGCGAGAGAAUGGCCAGAACCAAGCAGACAGCGCGCAAAUCCACCGGAGGGAAAGCUCCCCGCAAGCAGCUGGCGACCAAAGCGGCCCGCAAGAGCGCUCCGGCCACGGGCGGAGUGAAGAAGCCUCAUCGCUACAGGCCCGGCACGGUGGCUCUGCGGGAGAUCCGCCGCUACCAGAAAUCCACCGAGCUGCUGAUCCGCAAACUGCCGUUCCAGCGCCUGGUACGGGAGAUCGCUCAGGACUUCAAGACCGACCUGCGCUUCCAGAGCUCGGCCGUGAUGGCCCUGCAGGAGGCCAGCGAGGCUUACCUGGCGGGGCUGUUUGAGGACACCAACCUGUCUAUCAUUGUCGUGAUGUCUGGGAGAGGCAAAGGAGGCAAAGGCCUGGGAAAAGGCGGGGCGAAGCGGCACCGCAAAGUGCUCCGUGAUAACAUCCAGGGCAUCACGAAACCAGCCAUCCGGCGCCUGGCUCGCCGUGGCGGGGUCAAGCGCAUCUCGGGCUUGAUCUACGAGGAGACCCGCGGGGUGCUGAAGGUUUUCCUGGAGAAUGUGAUCAGGGAUGCGGUGACCUACACUGAGCACGCCAAGCGCAAGACGGUCACUGCCAUGGACGUGGUGUACGCUCUGAAACGCCAGGGCCGCACUCUCUAUGGAUUCGGCGGCUGA
Molecule: messenger RNA, 969 nt
Organism: Stegostoma tigrinum
Lineage: Eukaryota; Metazoa; Chordata; Chondrichthyes; Orectolobiformes; Stegostomatidae
Exons: 4
Coding region: 1-969 (322 amino acids)
Biological process (GO): nucleosome assembly
Cellular component (GO): nucleosome
Molecular function (GO): protein heterodimerization activity; structural constituent of chromatin; DNA binding
Source: RefSeq, a predicted model, not a curated record